AUGGCUGAAAUCGUUCUUUCUGCAUUCUUGACAGCGGUCUUUGAAAAGUUGGCCUCUGAAGCCUUGAAGAAGAUUGCUCGCUCCAAGGGAAUUGAUUCUGAGCUCAAGAAACUGAAGAGGUCAUUAAUCCAGAUCAGAGCUCUGCUUAAUGAUGCUUCUCAGAAGGAAAUAAGUGAUGAAGCUGUUAAUGAAUGGUUGAAUGGUCUCCAACAUUUGUCUUACGACAGAAACGACUUACUUGAUGAUUUGGCAACCGAAGCUAUUCAUCGUGAGUUGACCGAUGAAUCUGGAGCCUCAACCAGCUUGGUAAGAAAGAUCAUCCCAACUUGUUGCACAAAUUUCUCUCUAAGUAGUAGGAUGGGUAGCAAGUUAGAUAAUAUUACCAUCAAGUUACAAGAACUGGUAGAGGAAAAAGAUAAUCUUGGUUUAAGUGUGAAAGGUGAAAGCCCAAGACAUAUAAAUAUAAGAUUACAGACCUCUUUGGUAGAUGCAUCUACCAUUGUUGGUCGUGAAGGUGAUAAAGAAUCAUUGCUCCAUAAGCUGUUGGGGGGCGAACCAAGUGAUAGAAACUAUAGCAUCGUGCCCAUAGUUGGUAUGGGUGGGGUCGGUAAGACCACUCUAGCUAGACUUUUAUAUGACGAGAUGCAAGGGAAGGAUCAAUUCGAACUCAAGGCAUGGGUUUGUGUUUCUGACGAGUUUGAUAUCUUUGGUAUAAGCAAAACUAUCUUGGAAUCCAUAGGUGGCAGAAACCACGAAAUUAAGGAUUUAAAUUUGCUUCAAGUAGCUAUACAAGAAAAGAUUUCAAAAAAACGAUUUCUUCUAGUUCUUGAUGAUGUUUGGAGUGAAAGCUAUGCGGAUUGGGAAAUUUUGGAACGCCCAUUUCUUGCAGGGGAAGCCGGAAGUAAAAUUAUUAUGACGACUCGAAAGAUGUCAUUGCUAACCCAAUUGGGUUACGAUCAACCUUACCAUCUUUCGGUUUUGUCAUGUGACAAUGCUCUAUCAUUAUUUUGUCAACAUGCCUUGGGGAAAAGUAACUUUGACUCACAUCCGACACUAAAACCGCAUGGCGAAGGUAUUAUCGAAAAAUGUGCCGGUUUGCCAUUAGCUUUGAUCGCACUUGGGAGGUUGUUGAGGACAAAAACAGAAGAAGAAUGGAAGGAGUUGUUGAAUAAUAAAAUAUGGGAGUCAGGAAAGGGAGAUGAGAUUGUUCCGGCUCUUAAACUAAGCUAUAAUGAUCUCUUUGCCUCUUUGAAGCAGUUGUUUGCAUACUGCUCCUUGUUCCCAAAAGACUAUUUGUUCGAUAAGGAGGAGUUGAUUUUGUUGUGGAUGGCGGAAGGGUUUUUGCACCAAUCAACCACAAGCAAGUCUAUGGAACGCUUGGGCCAUGAAGGUUUUGAUGAAUUGUUGUCAAGGUCAUUUUUUCAGCAUGCCCCUGAUGCCAAAUCGAUGUUUGUGAUGCAUGAUAUCAUGAAUGAUUUGUCAACAUCUGUGGCAGGAGAUUUUUUUUCAAGGUUAGAGAUUGAGAUGAAGAGGGAAUUUAGGAAGGAAGCUUUGGAAAAGCAACGCCAUUUCUCGUUGGUUUGUGAGGAUUACAUGGUUUACAAAAGGUUCGAGGCAUUCAAAGGAGCUGCAAAUUUGAGAACAUUCUUAGCAGUAUAUUCUGGGAAAAAGGAAAGUUGGAGAACAUUUCAGUUAUCAAAUAAGGUGCUCGAUGACUUACUUAUUGAGUUUCCAUUGUUAAGGGUCCUCAGUUUGUGUCAACUUAGUAUAAGUGAGGUACCUGAAUCAAUUGGUACUUUGAAGCACUUGCGGUAUCUUAAUUUAUCUGGAACUGAAAUCACACAUUUACCGAAUAAUGUUUGCAACCUUUAUAAUUUACAGACGUUGAUUGUUUCUGGCUGUUAUUGUUUGAAAAAGUUGCCUGAGAGCCUCGCAAAGCUCAAAUAUUUGCGGCAUUUUGACAUGAGGAAUACUCCAAGUGUAAAGAAGGUGCCCUUAGGGAUUCUUGAGUUGAAAAGCCUACAAACUCUGUAUGGGGUCGCUUUUGGAGGAGACAACGGAUUUUCAAUAAUUGACAUUAAAGAUUUAAAAGCUCUCCAAGGGAAAAUUACCAUUAAGGGGCUGGAAAAAGUACAAGGCUCAAUGCAUGCACAGGAAGCGAACUUAUCUGAAAAGAAGAUAAGUGAGUUAGAGUUGGAAUGGACUGAUGAAUUUGAUGGUUCUCGAAAGGAAACGCUUGAAAAGGAGGUUCUCACUGAGCUCAAGCCUCAUAAUGAUACUUUAAAAGAACUAAAAAUCAUGUCAUAUGGAUGUAUAGAGUUUCCAAGUUGGGUUGGGGAUCCCUCGUUUGGUCAGCUGACUCGUGUUUGGAUAAGUGAUUGUAAAAAGUGUACAUAUCUACCGCCACUUGGGCAGCUACCAUCGCUGAAGGAGUUGUUUAUUAAAGGCAUGGAUGAGGUGAAAGGUGUGGGUUUGGAGUUUCUUGGGACUACUGGUCUUGCAUUCCCUUCACUUAAAGAUCUAACUUUUCAAGAUAUGAAAGGGUGGGAGGCAUGGUCAACCAAUAAUAAUGGGGUAGUUGUGGAUACAGCAUUUCCAUGCCUUCAAGAGCUUCGUAUUGAAAGUUGUCCUAAUUUGCUUAGAGUCUCAAUUGAACCAUUACCUUUUGUCAGGGUUCUAAGGAUAAGUGGGUGUGGUCAUGAAGUGGUAGGAAGUCUGGUUCAUGUAGCUUCAUCAGUCACCAAGUUGGAGAUAAGUUCUAUUUCAGGACUUAAUCAUCAGGUGUAG
This is a messenger RNA of Lactuca saligna, 2787 nucleotides long. NCBI's taxonomy places the organism in Eukaryota, Viridiplantae, Streptophyta, Magnoliopsida, Asterales, Asteraceae. The record is from the annotation of a GenBank genome assembly.